GCUUUAAGAACAGUGCUACUAGAAGUUGCGGGAAGGACAGAAGCGAAAAACGAUCGAAAAAGAAUUGAAUUACGGAUUCUUAGUUUGAUAUUGAAAGGAAAUUUUUGGUUUUACUUUUGUCUAAUACUGUACAUAGAAGCAAGAUGGAUUCAGAGCAAAGGAAGAGAAUCACUUCGAAUAUAACUUUUCUGAAGGAACGGCUGGGUUACAUGGACCCCAUUUUGGACCGUUUGGUCGAGAAGAAUGUGUUGACAAUGGAACAGAGAGAGAGGAUAGAGAAAGUACAGCCUCCCACUCCACACAAGAAAUUCAACGAGUUCAUACAGUUCUUGCUGGCGUCUCCGGAUCCGGGAACGUUUCCUUCUUUUAUCGCAUCCCUAGAGGACGAGCGAUAUUUCAACAUUGUGGAAAGAUUGCAAAAAGACGUCCCGGGAAGAAAGAGUGUGUCACGUGACACUUACGUCAGGCCUCAGACCAGCGUAUCUCGCCCCAAUACAGCCGUGGUGACGCAAAAGCAGACCUCGGAAUCCGCCGUAUCUGCAGUUCCGGAAAGAGUCGUUCGAUCAAAGACUUCCGUAUACAGACAGCCUGCGUACCACCUGGUCGAUGACGAAACGGACACGACUACGUCAGAUUCUCCCGUUCCACAGAGCCCGUCUCCAGUCAACCGCCCGAGGACCUCCAACAACCAUGACCCACACUACGGAGGGGCCAAGAUCGCGGACAGGGUCACGGUCGCUGUGGGUCACAUGUUUGCGGAGUUCAGUGGGAAGCUGACCAAUGAUCUCCUGGACGGUUUUGAGAGAAGGCGACACGAGGAGCGAAUCGAUAUGGAAAUUCGAAUCGAGAAAAAAAUCGACCACGUGAUCGAAAAACGAGUCGACGAGAAACUGGCGGUGUUUAAGCAAGAAUGGGAGCAGGAGAAGGCAAACUACUUGGAAGGCAACCAGAUGGCGCUUAACUCUCUUCAGGACAGCAUUGAGAGACUGCAGUCGUACCAAGAUGAGUAUAUCCUGCUGAAACAGAAAUACGAACAGUUGCAGUCGACGCACUCCCAGAUGCGCGAGAAGGAAAAUGAAAGAUGGCAGAAGCUAUCAACGCUCAACAAAGAUAACAACACCUUGAAGAACGAAGGUGAGGUACUGCGAGGUCAGAUCAUUGAGCUCAGGGACCGCGUCCAGGAACUGGAGAGCGACAACCGGGUCCUUAAGGACAACGAGAUCCAGGACCAGUGUAAGAUCAACCAACUGGUGGCCGACAAAGAGGACCUGCUAUCGGAGCUGGAGAGAACCGAACGGGAGAAGAUGGAUUUGAAAAUGAGAGUCGACUCUCUAUCACGCGAGAUCGAAAAGCUUCUGAACAACCAACAAGAGCGUGCCAGUCAAGAGGACAAGGCUUACCAAGAUGCACUACGAAAACAAAAUGACCGACUUGAUGAAUUGUACAAGGUCGUGCAGGCUCUUUCCGAUCGGGAUCGGCAAACAAGAAAUUUGUUUAUUGGCGGUUCUUCCAUGUCGAAAGCCAUCAGAUCAGCUGCGAGGCCUCCUAAAUAAGGCCGGCUGAAGAGGGAGGGGAUUAUGAGUUUGAUAUCGUCUUUUUGGUUGGUAUUUUGUUAGUUACGAUACCAGGUAUUUGAAAGCAGUUUCGAUCUUAAGAAAUCAUGAGCACCAAAGCGUCCCCCCUGGAUCAGAUAUUUCCAAAAGACCGGUAUUACACAGCAUAGUAUACAAUUCAGUAUUGAUAUUUUCGGGUACUGAGAGUAAAGCAUUAGAAAUCCUUUUCAUCUGACUCUUAAAACGGUACCAUACUAAACUCAUGAAAUUGUUGAAUUACUUUGUUGCAAUUAAUGAUUUAAUAGUCAUGUUUGAUUAUUUGUACAAAUUUUAUUGUACGAUUGCGUGUCUGUUGUUCAAAAUAUAUACAUUGUAUAGAAAGACUUCGUUAUAGAUACAUGUACAUGUGUAUGUUCAUAUGCUCUCUUUUUUACAUCAAUUUUUGUUUUGUUAUUAUUUUGUUUGUUUUUCAAAAUGUACUCUUGUUGAUUUCAAGAAUGUAGGCCAUUAGCCAUUUUGAACAAAGUAGGACAAUUCCAUACGCCUUAUUUCUAAAACAAAAAAUUCCAUAUUGCCAGGUUCUUUAAACCACCCUAUCUAUUGGAUCUUUUCCCUAACAACUUAAACCCAUGCAUUGUAACAAUUGUGUUGUGUUUAACCAAUGUCUUUUCUGUUCCUGAUAAGUAUCGUUCCAGAGAAUGAUCCAGGAUUUGUUUUUAAGCCAAGUUUCAUAUAUAUGUAUAAAUAUUUAUUGUGUUCAUACCUAUUUUAUUGUAUCUGAGGCAUUUUAAGUGGUUCCUGUUGAAAGCAACAUGAGCUGUAAUUAUUUUUUCAUCUCGCGAAAUUUUUUGGGGCAAAAUCUUAACAGACAAAAAGAAUAAUAUUCUAUAAAUUUCUGUUUGGCAUCUUGCUGGGAGAAAAAUUUAUUAAGAGGAUUUUAAUUGAAGUAAAAUUGAAAAUGUCGUCCUGUACAAACAUUAUAUUGAUAAGUACAGAAUUCCAUGAUUUGAUUGUAUUAAAUUAUAAAGGGCUCAGCUAAUUGCAGAACUGUCAUAGAUCAUGAAAAUAUAUUUUUACAGCAAAAUGAUAUUCUUAAAAAUACAGCUCAUAUUACUUUAUAUUUUCAUCAUUUUGAAGAAUUUUGAUGUCGAAUAUUAAAUAAGGAACUUCAUUUUAUUUUUGAAAUAUGAAUAAUAACAAAUAUGUAUUUAUUUAUAAUGUUUACGAUUUGUAAACACAAAUCAAGAAUAUGUAUUUGAUGACAAAUUAGAAAUUUUUUUGCAAUACAUGUUUAUAUCCAUUUACAUAUUAUACUAUCAUGGGUUUCACUAAAAAAUAAAAAUAUC
This is a messenger RNA of Magallana angulata, 2899 nucleotides long. RefSeq lists its product as uncharacterized. The record is from RefSeq and is a predicted model, not a curated record. The transcript is spliced from 3 exons. NCBI's taxonomy places the organism in Eukaryota, Metazoa, Mollusca, Bivalvia, Ostreida, Ostreidae. Gene Ontology annotation, biological process: regulation of apoptotic process. The coding region runs from base 144 to 1553 and encodes 469 amino acids.